Molecule: messenger RNA, 1413 nt
Organism: Uranotaenia lowii
Lineage: Eukaryota; Metazoa; Arthropoda; Insecta; Diptera; Culicidae
Gene: Fen1
Product: flap endonuclease 1
Exons: 2
Coding region: 177-1328 (383 amino acids)
Cellular component (GO): nucleus
Molecular function (GO): manganese ion binding; DNA binding; 5'-flap endonuclease activity
Source: RefSeq, a predicted model, not a curated record
AGUGACGGCGGUUCUCGCAUCAUUAUCGUUCAUUUCCUUCGGUACUUUCAUGGUUUCCAGCAUUUUCUUGUAUUUUGUUGGCAUUCCUUGGAGAAAAUCGUCUAGUAUUUGUUGUAUUUAAAGUUUUGUUAAUAAAUCAUCGUUGAAGUCUCAUUUAGAGUUGAAAGUUCCUCAUCAUGGGAAUUAAGGGACUUUCCCAGUUGAUUGCCGAUAUAGCACCCUUUGCAGUUAAGGAAGGCGAAAUCAAAAACUUCUUUGGUCGCAAGGUGGCGAUUGAUGCAUCUAUGUGCUUGUAUCAGUUCCUCAUCGCAGUUCGGGCUGAAGGAGCUCAGCUGACUUCGGUAGAUGGAGAAACGACAUCUCAUCUUAUGGGCACAUUUUAUCGUACUAUCCGUUUGCUCGAAAAUGGAAUAAAGCCGGUUUACGUUUUUGAUGGUAAACCGCCAGAUCUUAAAUCUGGAGAGCUGAGCAAACGUGCGGAAAAGCGCGAGGAAGCUCAAAAGGCUCUGGACAAGGCCACGGAAGCUGGAGCGACCGAAGACAUUGACAAGUUUAAUCGACGUCUGGUGAAGGUAACCAAACAGCAUGCUGCGGAAGCUAAGGAGCUACUAAAGCUCAUGGGUGUGCCUUAUGUGGACGCUCCCUGCGAAGCCGAAGCCCAAUGUGCGGCACUGGUCAAAGCUGGAAAAGUUUAUGCCACAGCUACUGAAGAUAUGGAUGCUUUGACCUUCGGAUCAAGUAUUCUUUUGCGUCACCUAACAUUUAGCGAAGCACGUAAAAUGCCUGUCCAAGAAUUCAACUAUGAAAAAGUCAUCAAAGGAUUUGAGCUCAGUACUGAUGAAUUCAUUGAUCUGUGUAUUUUGUUAGGUUGUGAUUAUUGCGAUACAAUCAGAGGAAUAGGGCCAAAAAAGGCUAUUGAAUUGAUCAAUAAGUAUCGUUCGAUUGAAGAUAUCCUUGAUAAUCUCGACACCAAGAAAUAUAUCGUCCCAGAAAACUGGAACUACAAACAAGCACGGGAGCUUUUCAAACGUCCAGAAGUAACAGAACCGGAAUCAUUGGAAUUAAAAUGGACCGAACCAGAUGAGGAAGGCCUUGUUAAGUUUCUGUGUGGGGAUCGCCAGUUUAACGAAGAUCGAAUCAGAGCUGGAGCUAAGAAAAUACUCAAAACUAAAUCAACUGCUACACAAGGACGUCUUGACUCUUUCUUCAAGGUACUUCCAUCAUCACCAUCUCCUUCGAUGAAACGCAAACCAGAUGAUAAAAAAUCUACACCAGCUUCGAAGAAAGCCAAAACAGCUGGAGGCAAACCUGGUCGGAAACCAAAGUAAUCAGACGGGUUAUUAAAAAGUCUUCUUUACUUAACCCAAAAUUAUCGAUUGUAUUUUUAUUCCAAUAAACGUUGAUUGAUUCAGA